AUCGUCAAGCCUAAUGUGGUCUCCGGUGCUGCUCGGCGGGGCAGUGGCGGCCGGCGCGUGGCUGGUGCUGCGUCCUUUGCUGCUGUAUCGCGGGUGUAGCAGUCUCUCCCAUGUUCCUACGCUGUCGCUGCUGCGAUUCCACCUGCAGGUGCAGCUGCAGUCGCUGAUCUUGUGGGUCUCCGGAGUAUCGCGCAGUCUUCCGACGAUCCCAGACGUCGACCAAUUGCCUGGUGCAGUGCUGCGCGUGCUGGGGAACAACCCCAGCCGCAUGACGCUCAGCGGCACCAACGUGUACGUGGUGGGGGAUGGACCCUCGCGGCUGUUAAUCGACUGCAGCGACGGCAAUGAAGCUUUCAUCUCGGAUCUGUUGGUGACCCAUGGUCAUCUGGACCAUGUCGGGGGACUGCUGCAACUGAGGAAGAGGUUUCCCAAGAUGAAGGUGUGGAAGUACCUGCCUGAGGCGGGUAAGGAAGGCGAAGGGGACGGAGAUCGGCGACUGCGACUGAGCAACGAGGAGAGUCGACGACUCGGAAUUCAAGCGCUGCAAGACGGACAGGAGUUCCCAGUGCCGGGUACUGCAGGGGUGUUGAGAACAAUGUACACCCCAGGACACUGCAACGACCACAUUUGCUUCCUGCUGAAUGGGGUGGAGGGGCUGAAUGCCUCCGUGCUGUUCUCGGGAGACUGCGUUUUGGGUUUCGGUAGCUGCGUGUUCGACUCGCUGGCGGAUCUUAUGAAGUCGUUGACCAAGUUGAAGGCUUGCGGCGCUGCUACGAUCUACCCGGGGCAUGGCCCCGUGGUGAAGGAUGCACCUGGCAAGAUCCUCGAGUACAUUAAGCACCGCCAGCAGCGCGAGGAAGAUGUGCUGGAAGUGCUCAAAAAGCACAGCGAUCGGCAGGAAGGGCUGUCGACGGCGGAGAUUGUGGAUGAAGUUUAUGAGCCACUUCCGUACCUGCUGCAGCUCUCGGCGAGGAAGGCCGUCGACAAGCACCUUCAGAAACUCCUCACAGAACACCGCGUCCGGAAGGUUCGUCGAGCGGGGUGGUUCCAGUCCGCCACGUACAUUUUAAGCUAAGUUGGCCAUCGUGUUGACCGCCGUGAAGACGCAAACAUCAAGAAAUGGUUUUUGUGGUG
Molecule: messenger RNA, 1134 nt
Organism: Phytophthora sojae
Lineage: Eukaryota; Oomycota; Peronosporomycetes; Peronosporales; Peronosporaceae
Exons: 2
Coding region: 14-1075 (353 amino acids)
Source: RefSeq, a predicted model, not a curated record